This is a messenger RNA of Penicillium subrubescens, 2064 nucleotides long. RefSeq lists its product as uncharacterized. The transcript is spliced from 6 exons. Gene Ontology annotation, cellular component: peroxisome. The record is from RefSeq and is a predicted model, not a curated record. The coding region runs from base 1 to 2064 and encodes 687 amino acids. Lineage: Eukaryota; Fungi; Ascomycota; Eurotiomycetes; Eurotiales; Aspergillaceae. Gene Ontology annotation, molecular function: fatty acid binding; acyl-CoA oxidase activity; FAD binding. Gene Ontology annotation, biological process: lipid homeostasis; fatty acid beta-oxidation using acyl-CoA oxidase.
AUGCCAGACUUCACCGAUACGCUUCGUCCAAGUCAACCUGAUGGACCCACAACCCUCGCUCGUGAGCGAGGGCAGUCCGACCUCUCAGUGGAUGGGUUAAGUAAGCACUUGUUUCCAGCAGAUGGGUUUCUCGAGAGGCAAGCUCGGAUACUACACAUCCUGCAGAAAGAGCCACUUUUCUCGAAGGAAAAACAACAAAACCUGUCACGAGUGGAACGAUUCAAGCUUGGCCUGGCGCGUGCAAAGUUACUGCGCCGAAUGACUGAUCAGCAUCGAUGGGAUCAUGAAGAUUAUAAGAUGGCCCAGUACUUGGUCGAUGACGUCUCUCCAUACUUUUUGCACAUGGAGAUGUUCGUCACGACCAUUCGAGAGCAAGCAAGUGAAGAGCAGCGUGCCUACUGGAUGCCUUUGAUUGAGUCAUGGAAGAUCAUCGGUGCGUACGCUCAGACUGAGCUUGGCCAUGGUAGCAACGUUCGAGGUCUUGAGCUUGAGGCACGUUGGGAUAGUAGUACCAAGGAGUUUAUCCUGCACAGUCCCACGCUGACGGCAAGUAAGUGGUGGAAUGGAAGCUUGGGUCGUGUUGCCAACCAUGCCAUCGUUGUCGCCCAGUUGUUUCUUCCAAAGCCAGGAUCACCAGAGCAAUACGUAUCUCACGGCCCACAUCCUUUUAUUGUGCAAGUGCGCGACAUGAAGUCACAUCAACCUCUGAAUGGGGUUGUGAUUGGAGACAUUGGACCUAAAUAUGGAUAUAUCACUAUGGACAAUGCCUAUAUGCUCUUUGACAACUUCCGCAUCCCUCAUUCUGCGAUGCUAUGCCGAUACUCAAGUGUCGAUCCCAGUUCCGGGACGUAUACAAAGCCAGAGCAACCAGCUCUUGUUUAUGGAUCUUUAACAUACGUCCGCGCAAACAUUGUCCACCAUGCCAGGCUAGUGCUCGCAAGAGCAGUCACAGUCGCAGUUCGAUACACUGCCAUUCGGCGACAAUUUCAAGAUCGAGAUAGUGACAAGAAUGGGCCGGAGAUGUCAGUUCUCGACUAUCCGACCGUUCAAAUUCGCAUCCUCCCGCUAGUAGCGACCGCAUUUGCGCUUCAUUAUACUGGUCUGUCCAUGCAAAAUGUGUAUCGAGCUACCCGAGAGGAUAUUGAAAGCGGAGAUUUCCGUUCCUUGGCUCAUAUGCAUAGUAUGUCAUCAGGACUAAAGAGUCUAUGUACCAUGCUUGCUGCCGAUGGAAUCGAGACCUGCAGACGAGCAAUGGGUGGACACGGCUUCGGUGGUGGGAGCGGCCUCAUCCAGCUAAAUAACGACUACCUUUCCAAGCCCACGGUCGAGGGUGACAAUUGGAUGAUCACGCAGCAAGUUGCCGCGUAUCUAAUCAAGAAGAUGACCGAUGCGGUGGAAUCAAUCAACACUCCCGGUACAGAUGAGACCGAUGCUCGAUUUAAAGAGUUCAUUCGAGCGAAGCGACAAGCUGGUGCUAGCCAGCCUAUCUCACUGUCGAACGAUCAAGAUAUCGUGAAGAGCUUCGAGCUUCGAGCAACAGCUUUGGCAUACGAUGCAUAUGAGCAGCGUGUAUUAAAGAAACAAAAUUGGAAUAGCCUUCUCAUCCAGCUUCACAAGUUGAGCAAAGCUCAAUCUCAGUCAAUUCUAGUGGCCACUUUCUUCAAAGCUUUGUCAACAGAUCAGACUCUCUCAGGUCCAACGAAGACAGUUUUGUGGGACGUCUUCCGCCUGUUCGCUCUUUAUACCAUGGAGAACGAAGGAUAUGAAUUCUUCCGUUGCAAUGCUGUCGCUCGGUCCAGUCUCAACGCCCUUCCGUCGCGCGUCCAGGGGUUGAUGGCACGGAUACGCCCACAUGCUGUCAACUUGGUUGACUCGUGGAAGAUUCCGGACUACCUAUUAGAUAGUGCUCUGGGGCGAUAUGACGGUCGUGUAUACGAGGAUCUCUACAAUAGGGCUCAUCGCUUGAACCCGUUGAACAGGAUCACAUUCAACCCGAAUUACUGGGAAGAGGAGAUUGUUAUGGGCACAGGAGAAAAUGGUCGGAAUAUUUUGUCCAAAUUGUAG